GAAGUAGCAGAUUAGUGGAAGUUUUAGACGUUUGGGGUGCUUCCGAAAUGGCCAGGGUUGGGUCGAGUUGAGUUGGUUCCAUUAUAGUAUAUGUGUAACGGAUUAAUGUUUUUAACAUAACAUAGAAAAGAUAUAUUAAAUGCAAUCGUUAUAAUUGAUCUAAUAUAAUGUUGUCACUAAAUAUGAUGUCGACAGCUAAAGUUACAUUUCAUAUUGGACGAUAUACAAUUUAUAACAUGAUGGCUAAUGGAUUUCAUCAAUCUUAUAUACGACAUUCAAAUAUAAGAUGGAGAGAGAAUUUAACACGUUGACUGCCAACCACGAGAUAUCUCGUAGGUUGUUCACUUGCCCAGGAUACAUAACUACGAGUUAUCUCGUCCCUUCAUUAUUUGCCAUAUUUGUUAGCUACGAGGAAACUACUCGUAGCAUAACAGUGCGUGGAUUAACAGCUAAUCCAAAUGCUUAUGGUCCACUGACAAAUUUACCAGAUUAUAUAUUUAAAUCUGGAAAACCUACACCACUUGGAAUAAGACAGAAAGCACGGAUGGAAAAGCAACAAGAAUAUGCAACAAGAAUUAUUCAAUUGGUAGGAGAGAUAGAUUCUGCUGUUGAAAGGCAUGCCAAAAUGCAGGAAGAGGAAAAGCAAAGAAGACAACAAAUUCUCGACAAUAAAUUAAAACCCAAGGGGGAUCUAUUACUUAAAAAACAAGUAGAUAAGAAAAAAUCGUAGCUAUUUUGUAAGUAGCAAACAGUAUAUUUAAAUAAUAAGUGUUGUAUA
Molecule: messenger RNA, 778 nt
Organism: Harpegnathos saltator (Jerdon's jumping ant)
Lineage: Eukaryota; Metazoa; Arthropoda; Insecta; Hymenoptera; Formicidae
Gene: mRpL52
Product: mitochondrial ribosomal protein L52
Exons: 5
Coding region: 287-730 (147 amino acids)
Biological process (GO): mitochondrial translation
Cellular component (GO): mitochondrial large ribosomal subunit
Molecular function (GO): structural constituent of ribosome
Source: RefSeq, a predicted model, not a curated record